Suricata suricatta (meerkat) is the source of this 2362-nucleotide messenger RNA. RefSeq names its product apoptosis inducing factor mitochondria associated 2 (gene AIFM2). Gene Ontology annotation, biological process: positive regulation of apoptotic process; apoptotic mitochondrial changes. Gene Ontology annotation, molecular function: flavin adenine dinucleotide binding; electron-transferring-flavoprotein dehydrogenase activity. Lineage: Eukaryota; Metazoa; Chordata; Mammalia; Carnivora; Herpestidae. Gene Ontology annotation, cellular component: mitochondrion; cytoplasm. The transcript is spliced from 10 exons. The record is from RefSeq and is a predicted model, not a curated record. Bases 310 to 1431 code for a protein of 373 amino acids.
GGCUGGGAGGUGCAAGGGGCGGGCUCUCGGGGCCCCGCCCCCCGCGUCCGCCCGCCCCGCAGGCGCCGGCGGGGCCCUGGACUGGCCUGGAAGCAGAGGCGGUUGAGUCCGAGAGCUCCGUCUGCCGCCGUGGUGGCCCUGGAGGGGGAGGGCGGUGGCUCACGGUACCCAGCCCAGGCCUGCCCCACCCCAGUUCCCUCAGCACACGAAAACUGGGCGGGUUAGGCCCGGCGACAAGGGUAGGGCAAACUCGCCCCUUCCCUGUCUGCCCUUCGAAACUUCUGAGGUCUUCCCAGCACCCGGUCCGAGAUGGGGUCCCAGGUCUCCGUGGACAUGGGAGCUGUGCACGUGGUGGUCGUGGGUGGCGGCUUUGGUGGGAUUGCCGCCGCCAGCCAGCUGCAGGCUCUGAGCAUCCCCUUCGUGCUGGUGGACAUGAAGGACUCCUUCCACCACAACGUGGCAGCCCUCCGGGCCUCUGUGGAAAGAGGGUUUGCCAAAAAGACAUUCAUUUCCUACUCGGCGACCUUCAAGGAAAACUUCCGGCAGGGGCUGGUCGUAGAGAUAGACCUGCAGAAUCAGAGGGUGCUGCUCGAGGAUGGCGAGGCCCUGCCCUUCUCACAUCUUAUCCUGGCCACUGGCAGCUCUGGGCUCUUUCCGGGCAAGUUUAACCAGGUUGCCAGCCGGGAGGUUGCUAUCCAGGCCUACGAAGACAUGGUGAAGCAGGUCCAGCGCUCCCAGUCCGUGGUGGUGGUGGGAGGCGGCUCUGCCGGCGUGGAGAUGGCGGCAGAGAUCAAAACCGAAUUCCCCGAGAAAGAGGUCACUCUCAUCCACUCCCAAGUGGCCCUUGCCGACAAGGAGCUCCUGCCCUGUGUCCGGCAGGAAGCAAAGGAGAUCCUGCUCCAGAAAGGCGUGCAGCUGCUGCUGAGUGAGCGGGUGAGCAACCUGGAGCAGCUGCCUCUCAACGAGUAUCGAGAGCGCAUCCAAGUGCACACGGACAAAGGCACAGAGGUGGCCACGAACUUGGUGAUUGUCUGCAAUGGUAUUAGGAUCAACAGCUCUGCCUACCGCAGUGCGUUCGAGAGUCACCUGGCCGGCAACGGCGCCCUGAGGGUGAACGAGUUCCUCCAGGUGGAGGGCUGCAACCACGUCUACGCCAUCGGCGACUGCGCGGACGUGAAGGAGCCCAAGAUGGCCUAUCACGCUGGCCUCCACGCCAGUGUCGCCGUGGCCAACAUCGUCAACGCCAGGAAACAGAGGCCCCUCAAGGCCUACAAGCCAGGGGCGCUGACCUUCCUGCUGGCCAUGGGGAGAAACGACGGCGUGGGCCAGAUCAGUGGCUUCUAUGUGGGACGGCUCAUGGUGCGGCUGGCCAAGAGCCGGGACCUGUUCGUCUCCUCCAGCUGGAAGACCAUGCGGCAGUCUCCACCCUGAGCGGGAGCCGGGCCACCACCAGGUGAACGGACGGCUCCGACGACAGUUCUAAAACAAACAGGAAGAAAACACAUGGAAAGGAACCCCUCGUGGACACCUGGUUAAUUACAGACGGAGGCUCUUUUAACCCAGAAUACAAAACGCAGAGGGCUCCUUCCGUGGCCGGGACCCGCUCCCGCGGCCCCUGCUGCCCGCUUGCUGCCAGCUGCCCUCCGCUCCCCUGCCGUCACCCUUCUUCUCUCCUUUUACAAAAUAAAACCCCACUCCCGUGACUCUGCUCCGGCUCCCGCUGGCCAGCGCGCUACUUGGCGUCGAGCUUGGCCAUCUCCUGCACGUAGAUGCCAAUGCUCUCGCUGUCAAAGAGCAGGAAGUAGACGUUCUUCAGCGAAGAUGUGCUCGAGUCGUCAAAGUGGGCCGAGAUGGCUUUGAGGGUCACCUGGGCUGCCGUCUGUUUGGGGAAGCAGUUUCUGUGCCAAAGGGAACAAAAAGCUGAUGUUACUUGGGUGCCCAGGGCCCGUGGGGUAACUCGGCUCUCGGCCUGCGAUGGGGGAAAUGAGGCUCCUUCUUAGCUUUGUUUCCGUCUCCCGGGGUCUCCCUGUGGGCAGGCUGGGCCACUACGGUCUUUGAUUCUAGUCACGGGGACAGCCCGGGAGUGGGACCAGCAGGAGGUGCUGUCCCCACUGUACAAGAGCCGUGCUGGCCCAGCCGGAGUCACAGGGCUGGCUGGCGGGCGGUGCCUUCUGCUUGGAUGCAUUUGUAGCCCCUGCCUCAAGUCCAGAGGGGCUUUAAAACCAUGACCAACCUGGCACUGAAGCACAGCUAGGCUUUAUUAGCACCCUCAAAACUGUCUCACGAUAUGGGGCACCUGGGUGGCUCAGUCAGUUAAGCAUCCGACUUUGGCUCAGGUCAUGAUCUCACCGUUUGUGAGUUC